Penaeus monodon (black tiger shrimp) is the source of this 489-nucleotide messenger RNA. RefSeq names its product mitochondrial enolase superfamily member 1-like. Gene Ontology annotation, biological process: carbohydrate catabolic process; amino acid catabolic process. Gene Ontology annotation, molecular function: L-fuconate dehydratase activity; magnesium ion binding. The record is from RefSeq and is a predicted model, not a curated record. NCBI's taxonomy places the organism in Eukaryota, Metazoa, Arthropoda, Malacostraca, Decapoda, Penaeidae.
AUGGUGGACGCCAAUCAGAAGUGGGACGUGGACCAAGCCAUCGCGUGGAUGCGGGAGCUGGCGCCCUUCAAGCCCAAGUGGAUCGAGGAGCCCACGAGCCCCGAUGACGUCCUGGGUCACGCUGCCAUAGCUAAAGCCCUCAAGCCCCUGGGCAUCGGCGUGGCCACGGGGGAGAUGUGCCAGAACCGCGUAGUCUUCAAGCAGCUACUGCAGGCAGGCGCGCUCUCCUACUGCCAGAUCGAUGCAUGCCGGCUGGGCGGAGUGCAGGAGGUGCUGGCCGUGUACCUCAUGGCCAAGAAGUUCAACGUGCCGGUGUGCCCCCACGCGGGCGGUGUGGGCUUGUGUGAGAUGGUGCAGCACCUGCAGAUAUGGGAUUACAUCAGCGUUUCAGGCACAUCGGAGGACCGACUCAUCGAGUAUGUUGACCACUUGAUGGAACAUUUCAAGUUUCCGAGGAAGAUCAAGAACUGCCACUAUACAGCGCCCACU